This is a messenger RNA of Penicillium canariense, 762 nucleotides long. RefSeq names its product class I SAM-dependent methyltransferase. The transcript is spliced from 3 exons. The record is from RefSeq and is a predicted model, not a curated record. The coding region runs from base 1 to 762 and encodes 253 amino acids. Lineage: Eukaryota; Fungi; Ascomycota; Eurotiomycetes; Eurotiales; Aspergillaceae.
AUGACUGAAUUCACAGAAGCAAAUCGGAACUAUUUUGAUCAAAUGGCAGCUACUUACCAAAGCAAAUUUGCCGAUUCCAUGAAAAUACUCUCCAACCAGACUCUCAAGCACCGGCUUUGGCUAGGUGAUCGAUGGACCGAUACCGAAGCGGGCAGGGGCCAGGAAAUUAAGAUGCUCGAAUAUGCCUGUGGGCCUGGCGUCAUCUCAACGACGCUGGCACCAUUCCUGACGAAAGUAGUCGGGAUCGAUGUCUCCGAAAAAAUGGUGAACGAGUUCAACCGCAAUUCCAGUGCAAUCGGACUAAGCAACAAGAUGAUCGGUUACAAGGCCGAUCUACUUGCUGAACCUGCCCCAGCAGAGUUUUCUGGACCCGAGUUCACCGACUUUGAUUUGGUGGUCGUCAGCAUGGCGCUGCACCACUUUGAACACCCUGAUAUGGCGCUGCAGCGGCUAGCCACGCGGUUAAAGAAGGGUGGCGCAUUCUUGAUCAUCGACUUGGUGCCGCACUCAGGGCAUGACCAUGAAAACGAUCAUGGACACGGUCACAGCCACGGGCAUGGCAAGCCUGGCCACGAUUUCGGCGAGGCGGCCCACACUGUCAAGACGCACGGAUUCUCUCAGCAGGAUAUGGAGAAUUUGUUUCAGGAUGCGGGGCUGGAUACUCAAUUUAAAUAUGAGGUAAUUCCGGAGGAGUUGGUCUUCAAAACGGAGGAGAAGACUCACCGCAAGACGGUCUUUAUUGCGCGCGCUCAACGCACUUGA